This is a messenger RNA of Melanotaenia boesemani (Boeseman's rainbowfish), 4611 nucleotides long. RefSeq names its product follistatin-like 5 (gene fstl5). The coding region runs from base 398 to 2989 and encodes 863 amino acids. Lineage: Eukaryota; Metazoa; Chordata; Actinopteri; Atheriniformes; Melanotaeniidae. The record is from RefSeq and is a predicted model, not a curated record. Gene Ontology annotation, biological process: multicellular organism development; cell differentiation; regulation of BMP signaling pathway. Gene Ontology annotation, molecular function: protein binding; calcium ion binding. The transcript is spliced from 17 exons.
AAUCCGGCCGGGACUGAACCAGUGGGUGAGGUUGGGGCUGGUGGCUCCUGCCUCGGUGGCUCACACGAGACCCGAGAGCAGCCGAGGUGAGAUCGCUGCGCCGUCGGAGCUGUCCACUCGGCCGUGGUGCUGAACUCUACACCCUCUUCUUUCCUUCUCUCCCCUCUUAUCUUUCUCGGCUCUGUACUAUAUACUUGCGAUAUUUUUGGAAAGGAUUAACAACCUGCUCUUUGGCUGCCUGUUCGUGCAAACUUCUCCCUUGGACGUCCCUCUCUGUCCACAUAGGAAAUUACACCACACCAGCGGUGGAUUUGACCGGAGCGGAGCUCGAGAUUGUCAUUAAUUAUACUUUGUUUAGAAGUGUCGCUUCAAUCCCAGUUUGGAUUAUCCUUCCUGGAUGGUUUACAUCUGGACACACAGGAAAAGACCAAUGAAGACAGCCAGAUGGUGGUCGGUUGCAAUUUUACUGUUGGGGCUAGCUGUACAUGGCACCAACGGGAAACCCAACAAGGAGGGGUUUGGGUCACCACCCUAUCGACCAGUCGUGCGAUUCCGACACAAGGAUGGGAUGCCUGACAGCUUGAAGGCAAAGGGUUUUAUGGGGCAGAACGGCUAUCCCGGUCCAUGUGAACAUAAGUACUGUGGCUUGGGACGCCAUUGUGUGGUCAACCAUGAAACCAGCCAAGGGGAGUGUAGGUGCUUGGAUCGCUGUAAACCACACUAUAAACCUGUGUGCGGUUCAGAUGGGAAGCUGUACCAGAACCAUUGUGAGCUCCACCGGGCUUCCUGUCUAAGGGGACACAGGAUCACAAUCAUGCACAGCGAGGAAUGCUUCUACAAAGAUGAUGACUGCAGAUUGAGUGACUACCACCGGCUGAAAACCAAGAUUUUGGAUUUGCAUGACAAGCAAUACUCAGGAGCUGCUGUCCAUGGGGCUCAUAAAGACAACAUGACUGCCAAGAAGCAACUAGUUGAUAUGAUGUUCAGACGCUUUGAUACAGACAAUAAUGGUCAAAUAGACGCCAGUGAACUCUCACAGGUCAUCAAGCAUGAAGGUCUGUCUAAGGAUAUCUCUGAGUGCACUUUGUUUGACCUGCUGAAGUACAACGAUGUCAACGACGAUGAGCAUCUGACGAAAGAGGAGUUUUACACAGCAUUUGAUGUGUACCUGGUGAACCUCCCAGAUGACCAAAAAGUGAUCAUUACAACCGCAACAGUCGGCCAGAGUGUUGUGUUGACCUGUGCCAUCACAGGAGAGCGGAGGCCUCCUAUUUUGUGGAGGAGAAACCAUCAAUAUCUCAACAGCUUGAACCUGGAAGACAUCAAUAUCCCGUCCCAGGAUUUUGGGGAUGAUGGCUCAUUGUACAUCACCAAGGUGACCACAACCCACAUGGGCAACUACACCUGUCAUGCUGAUGGAUAUGAGAAACUGUUUCAGACCCACAUUCUUCAAGUGAACGUUCCUCCCGUCAUCAGAGUUUACCCAGAGAGCCAAGCCAGGGAGCCAGGUGUCACUGCCAGCCUGCGUUGCCAUGCAGAGGGAAUCCCCAGUCCACAGUUGUCCUGGCUCAAGAAUGGCAUGGACAUCAGAACCAAGCUGUCCAAACAGCUCACACUGCAAGCUAAUGGAAGUGAGGUGCACAUUAGCAAUGUGCACUUUGAAGAUACCGGCGCUUACACCUGCAUUGCCAAAAAUGAGGCCGGCGUUGACGAGGAUAUCUCUUCGCUAUUUGUAGAGGACUCAGCGCGCAAAACCUUGGCAAACAUUUUGUGGCGAGAAGAAGGUCUUGGCAUUGGGAACAUGUUUUACGUGUUUUAUGAGGACGGGAUUAAAGUCAUUCAACCAGUGGCGUGUGAGAUACAGCGACAUAUUAAGCCCAGUGAGAAGCUGCUGGCUCUGCAGGAGGAGGUGUGCCCCACCUCACCAGGAGAAACUGUUCAAAGAUGUGUGUGGUCAUCAGCGGUCAACAUCAAGGACAAGUUUAUUUAUGUGACACAGCCGACCUUGGAUCGAGUGCUCAUAGUAGACGUCCAGUCUCAAAAGGCUGUCCAGACUGUCAGCACUGACCCUUAUCCUGUGAAGCUCCACUAUGAUAAAUCUCACGACCAGGUGUGGCUGCUCAGCUGGGGAGACGUGGAGAAGAACUUUCCAACUCUCCAGGUGAUCAAUCAGGCUAGUGGAAGAGUCUCCCAUCACACGGUUCACACACAACCAAUCGGCAGGCGCUUCGACAGGGUGGACGACUUCUUCAUCCCCGCCUCCAGCCUCAUCAUCAACCACAUCAGAUUUGGUCUCAUCCUUCAUCGAAACGAGCCUGUCCUUCAUAAGAUCAACCUGGAGACGACUUCUUAUGUUAAAAACAUCAGUUUGUGGGAGUAUAACUGCAUUCCCAAGUCUGUAGCCUACACCCAUCUGGGUGGCUACUACUUUGUUAAUUGCAGGCCCGACUCCACUGGUGCCACGCAGCCCCAGCUCAUCUUAGACAGCGUAACGGACAGCGUGAUUGGCCAAAACCGUGAUGUCACUGGCACUCCCUACGUGUCUCCAGAUGGACACUACUUGGUCACAGUGGAUGAUAGUGAUGGCCUGAUGAGGAUCCAAGUGAUCUCUGAGCGGGGUAAGAUCCAGGAGCCCUUCGACAUUCACACCAACUUGCACCUUUCUGAUCUGGCCUUCCAGCGCUCCUUCACAGAGGUCCACCAGUACAACGUGUUCGGCAGCUCCGGCCGUCAAACGGACGCUCUGUUUGUGGAACUGAGCACCGGCAAAGUCAAGAUGAUCAAGAGCUUGAAAGAGGCCACCAAGUCGUUUGACUGGCCGUGGAGCAGCAAGAACAGAGUCAUGGUGAGCAGUGGACUCUUCGGACAGUACCUGAUGACACCGUCCAGAGAGUCCCUCUUUAUCCUGGAUGGACGGCUCGACAAGCUCAACUGUGAGAUCACUGAUGUCCUCAAAGGCAACGUGGUGGUGUGGGUUGGGGAUUCUUAGGUCAUGGCAUUUAGACCCAGUAGGCUUCGUUGUCCGUCAAAGGGUACUGUUGCACUGACUUCUGUUGCAGAUUAUUUGAUUUAUUGAGUGCAAUUGUGAAAACCACAGAUUCAGAAACCAAAUUAAUUUGUUAGUCCACUGGAUGAGCCACUGCCAUCCAAUAAAAACAUACAAAAAACAAACUGUGAGGGCAUAAUUGAUUACACUGUCUUAAAACUGCUUUUUUCCUUAAAUCUGAAUUACACUUGGUGGUUUGCCUCCACGUCAGCAGUGUUGCUUGUUAGUAACAUUUUUCAGGUAAAGUGGUUUGAAUCUAUAAAUGUGUGUUUAAUUUUUUGGUUGCAUUUAGUGUGUGAGAAUGCUGUAGAUGAGACAAAACUAAAGCAAAUCGACAAAAACACAAAUAUAUAAUUUACUGUAUAUAUACUGUAUACAUCUAGAUUGACUCCUACAAUUUAAAUUCAUCCUCAACUUUUUCCUGUGCCUUCAAGGAAAAUCCCCCUCCAUCCGAGGAAUUAGAGUAAUUAUUCCCAGUGUGGCUACAGGCUACACCUUUCUUUGACCCCUUCAUUCAUGCUGAGUGUGGUUCAUCACAAAUCUGCCGCUCUCAUCUAUUCGUCCAUCCAUCCCAGCCAACUCAGUCUAAUUAAAACGGGCCCUUGCUGUGAUCCCAUCCUGUUUGAAGUGGAGACUGAGAGGUUCAUUAUGGUUGUGUGCUCUGUAACCUUUAAUCCCAAAUUAUAACCUGAUUUAGAAGGUUUUUAAGGCUAUAGUUUACUCUUCUUUUUCUUCUUUAUAGUCCCAAAGCAGAGAAUUGAAAGUCAGAGGUGGUUUUAGUGAACUGUACCAGCUUUAUACACAUAACGUAUUUCAAAAAGUUCCUUAGUUAAGAGUCAGUAGAGCACUUGUGUGUAAAGAAAAUCCUGUCUUGACUAAUAUCUCUGGACCAAAAGAAGGAUGUUAUGAGUUCAGUUUGGUGUAGUAAAUAUGCUUUGUGUGCUGGCAGCGUGUUUUAAAUGUAAAGGUGAGUUAGCACACUGGGGAGUACUGUACUUGUGGUGUUUUGUUAAGAGGAUGAUCUGAGGAUAAGCUUUGAAUGUGAGAAGCAUCUUCUAAAUGCUCCUGCUGUAGAUUCGUAGUUGGCAAGACACAAAAACUGUUUCCUGCUGGACACAUUUCUAUGCAUUUUUCACCCUCACACGGACCGAAUCACGACGGGCAACUGUAUCUCAAAUCUAGUAUGAACUUUUAAUGUGUAAAAAUAAUAUGAAGUCACUCCAUCUUUCCUGAUAAACUUUCCUCAUAUAUAGUUUUUUUUAUUUACUCUAGUGUUGUUUUCCUUCAUUUAAACCCUACUGUACUGAUGACGAUCUCUGUCCUGUACAUAGCUGCUGAAUGUGAGUCCAUUUCUUUCUCAUCCAUGUACAGAUUCAUGCACUCAUUUUCCAAAUGAAUUCAUUGCACACUUUUUAAGAAUAAAACAUGCAGCAGUCAUAUUUAUUCUGCACCUGAGGACAUUGUGACACAGCUUUCACCUCCAUGUAGCCAUGUCUUGUAUGUUUCCUCAUGUGAUUGUUUAUAUAGAAAUAACACGCUUGCCAUUUUACCCAAUAAUAAAAACU